Molecule: messenger RNA, 678 nt
Organism: Acyrthosiphon pisum (pea aphid)
Lineage: Eukaryota; Metazoa; Arthropoda; Insecta; Hemiptera; Aphididae
Gene: Ufm1
Product: Ubiquitin-fold modifier 1
Exons: 1
Coding region: 156-431 (91 amino acids)
Biological process (GO): protein K69-linked ufmylation
Cellular component (GO): cytoplasm; nucleus
Source: RefSeq, a predicted model, not a curated record
GAAAAAAGAAAUAGUGAAAGGCACUAAAACGUUAUUAACUAAUUUACUAAUUAUACUUGACUAACUGUAAAUAUUAAUCAAAAUUUGGUAGUUCUAUGUUUUUUUUGACUAGUGUAUAAGUAUUUUAUGAAACAGUGCUAUACAAACUGUAGAAAAUGGGAGAUUCUAUUCAAAAAGUAGGAUUCAAAAUAACAUUAACAUCGGAUCCAAAACUACCAUUUAAAAUACUUAAAGUACCAGAAGCUGCUCCAUUCACUGCUGUUUUAAAAUUUGCAGCUGAAGAGUUCAAAGUAUCACCCGAAACAUCAGCCAUAAUUACAGAUGAUGGGAUCGGUAUAAACCCACAACAGACUGCGGGUGCUGUUUUUCUAAAACAUGGAACGGACCUGAGGCUUAUACCAAGAGAUAGAGUCGGAUUAAUUAAAUGUUAAUAUGUAAUAUAUUAUUAAAAUUUUAAAUAAAUUAUCAAAUAAUCUGUUUCGGUUUGUAUUAUUUUAUUAAACAUUUAUUUUUUAUUUUUCUAUACAAUACCUUAUAAUAAAUUGUGAGUAAUAUAAUUCCAUUUGUAUAAGAACGUAAAAUUGUUCUUCAAGCAAUUCUUAAAAGACAUCCUGAUGUUGUAUUCAUUCUAGAUAAAUAUUAAAUUUAUGUUCAUUAAUAAAAUACUUCUUAUUCAUA